Molecule: messenger RNA, 1548 nt
Organism: Aspergillus mulundensis
Lineage: Eukaryota; Fungi; Ascomycota; Eurotiomycetes; Eurotiales; Aspergillaceae
Product: DUF2417 domain-containing protein
Exons: 2
Coding region: 1-1548 (515 amino acids)
Source: RefSeq, a predicted model, not a curated record
AUGGUCAAUUUCACCAACAGAAAACACGGCAGCCGAGAGGGGGACCGUCAUGAUAGAGAAGACGGGGAACAGCAUCGGCCUCCCGAUGAGAGGACUCGGCUCCUGCCACGCGAGCGCGAGCCUUAUCUGAGUCCCGAUGAUCCUGCUGUCUCUCCCUACAAUCUCUGGAGCGUCCGGGCUCUCAGAGGUCUUUCCAUCGCAUUCCUAGCCAUCAGCUUCAUCUGGUGGACAUUCCUGCUCGUCUCCCUAUUUGUCAGUGCACCAGCCGUACACACGCGCGGUUCCGGUUUCUUCGCAUUUGCCUACACCACGUUAACCGUUGGAUACCUCCUGUUCGGGCUCAUCUUCUUCUCCGUCCCUUCGAAGCCGAUGACGAUAUGGGGUUUCAUACUUGCACUGUUCUUAUUCACCGACAUGUGUAUAACAGUCGCAGUGCCAAAGAUUCGGGUCGAGGAAGGCUGGGUUGGAAUCGCCAGCGUUGUAUGGGCGGUUAUCAUUUCAGUUUGGAAUAUCAUCCAGAACCGCUACGUCGCCUGGGGUAAACGCGAAGAAGAGGAACGCCUCACCGGCCGCGAGGAGACCCGUUGGACUCUGGGAGAAUGGCUGGCGGUUCUUUGUGAGACACUGUUCAGUGCGGUCAUCGCGAUCAUAUCCAUUCUCUUUAUGAUCACCCUAGCCCUCCGCGCCCGGGACGCUACCCUCCACGCCCCAGGCCAGAAAUACUGGGUCAGCGCCAAUAACUACCAAGUCCACCUCAAUUGUGUGGGCAACACGUCCAGUGACAAUUCGACAACCGUCCUCAUCGAAGGCGGAGAAGGCCCCGUUGAGCACACCCUGCAACCGUUCAUUGACGAGCUUUACCAAAGGGGCGCCAUUCCGCGCUACUGCUACUGGGAUAGACCGGGUAUCGCUUGGUCUGACAAUGCUCCCUCUCCAUUCUCCGCGGGUAUGGCUUCCGACGCACUCUCCGAAGCUCUAGCCCUAGCAGACGAAGAGGGUCCCUUCGUCCUGGUAUCCGCAGGCGUCGGAAGCAUAUACAGCCGCAUCUUUGCGAGCCGCCAUCUCCUUGAGACAAGGGGCAUUUUCCUCAUUGAUCCCCUCCACGAAGACUACCUAUCCGACAUUGCAAACCCAGGCCGCGGCUUUGGGCUUUGGGUCCGUGGUAUCUUGUCACCGUUAGGUCUUGACCGAAUAUUAGGCGCUAUUUUUAAGCACAGGACGCGUGAAGAUAGAGUCUUCGGCCGGAGCGCCUAUCAGACGGGGAAGUUUAUUCGCGCGAAGCUGCAGGAGAAUCUCGUUGCAGGGUCUAUGACAUAUUCAGAGAUUCAGGCGGCGAGACAUGUCCAAAUGGCGGAUACGCCGCUAGUCGUUGUGAGCUCUGGGGAUGAAGUUGACAACAACAGGAAGUGGGCGCAAAAGCAGGAGGAUCUGACUGCCAUUACGAAGAAUCUCAAGAACUGGGAUGUUGUUCAAGAUGCGCCGCAUGAGGUGUGGAGGACGACAAAGGGUAGGCAAACGCUCGAGGAAAGGCUGAGAGCGAUGGUAUAG